UAAACCACAAUUUGUCGAAUGAAAUAAAAACCGAAAAGUGAAAAUUGCUAAUUUUAGUAAUUAUAUACAUGACGACAAACUCUUUUUAUCUACCACAGCAGCUCUAACAGCACAACUAAUUGAAACAUAAUUUUCGUAUUCUAAAUAUGAAGAACUCCAAUUGCGUUAACCAAAUUACUGUGGCUUAUAAUAUUUAAAUAAUAAAACGCAUAGAUUUCGCUGGAUUUUGAGCAAUAAGGGUAGUCCGCACAAACAGCAGUGCCACUCAGUGAGCAGCUGUUGCCAGCAGUGCGCAUGCCCACCACAUAUCGGUGUAGCGUACCAGCUGGUCGAUAUGCGCGCAGCAAGGUCGCCUUCGCCAUCGGCAUCGUCAUUGCCAUCGUACGCCAGCUCGCUGGCUUUUACGCUCGCUCGUAAGCAUUGCACCAGUAGAGAUUUGUUCAUCGACGUGUGCGUAUGGAAUUGGAAACUCGUGCGGUGCGGUCGUGCGAAUACAACACUGGUUCGAUAGCGGCAAUGUUCGGACGCGAAUCGCUUUGUGCUAAUUAACAUUUUUGUUUAUAAACAAACAAAAAAAAAACGCCGGGACGCCAAAUAUUAAUUAAAUACACCUUUAUGCAGGCAGGUGCACCAAAAAUAACUGUUUAGAUUGCUAAAUUAAUCAAAAUGCAAAUGGAAUAAUGGGCGGCAGCAGGAGUUACAGUGUGAGCAGCACGAGCAGCGUCGCCAGCAGCACGAGCGGAAAUUACAGUGAACACAGCGCCGCCGGCAGUGAGGAGCGUUGCAAGGCGACAAAGUUAGUAUACAGCCGAAACGUUAGUCAGCGUAUAGCAACUGCCACAGGCGCGGCUGGGACAGGAGGUGGUGUAAGCGUGAUGGCGCCACAGGCCAACCCACAGCAGCAGCAGCAGCCGAAAGUACAACGGGCGCGGUCACAGCGUAUUAUGUGUCGCUGUUGCCUAUCGGAACAACAGCCGGCGGCACGUCAGUCUUUGGGAUCGUGCUCCGAACAGGAGGUGGACGAGGAUGAGGCCGCGCACUUGGAGUUUGUGCCGUUGGACACCUUGGCCAUGGUGGAUUUGAGCGACGACCGGUUUGCAGCUGCGACGUCGGCGGACGCUGGUGACUCAUACAAGCCAGCGUUGACCAGGACAUCCCCGGCCAAAGGCAAUAAAGUCAAUAGAAUGUCAACAACAAGCCCUGUCAACAACAACAGCCGCACUGGCAGCAGUAGUAGUAGUGGUGGUAGUAGUAGUAGUAGUACUACUGGUAGUAUCAGCAGCACUCUGCUCGACUGUUUGAAUGCUUGUGCGCAUAUAGGCGCUUCACUGGCGGACAAUGAACUGCCUCAGCACAUCUGUCUUGACUGCUGCCACACGCUGGAGAUGUGCUGCGAGUUCAUACGUUGUGUACGGAAUGCGGACAAAAUUCUACGCAGACGCUGCGCGCUGCCGAUAAAACGGGUGCGACAACAGCAACAACAACAUUAUUGGCAGCAACGACAAGCAGCGGGCAUGCCGGCUGUCAGCGCUGACGUUUAUGGUGAGGAGGGGCCGGCUGCGAAACGUAGGCGGCGUCGCGAAGAGAAAGUGUCGCAAGAACAGCGCUUGAGUAUCGCUCGUGCCGGUGUCAGUGCAAAAAGUCUCGGCAACAACACGCCCAAGUCAAUAUCCUUGCCGAAGUCGUUGGCAACGUCGGCGUCAGCAGCGCUGUCAGUAACGUCAACGCCAAAUGCAUCGUCAGCUGAGAGGGAUGAAUUGUUGGACAUUAGCAAAGCAUUGGACGGCGUGGAGAGCAGCUUUGUGCGCUCAUUUGACAGUGGCAUUGAAGUUGACGAAGACUUGUGUUCGGUCAAAUCGAGCGAUUGCAGCGCGAAUGAGUAUCCGUUACGCUGCCAUCUGGCGAAGUAUGAAGGCUACACUUAUGUGGUUGCCGAAACGCUUUCACAUGAUCUCGAACGCUUCCACAGAUGUGGCCGAUCGCAGGCGUCUACUGCGUCUACUGGAGGCGGUGCUGCUGUUGCUGUUGCCGCCACCACGCCAGCGACUUACAAAUGCGGUUUCUGCAUAUUUGAGUGCAGCGUGCGGCAGGAGUUGAACAAACACUUGCAAAUGCAUUUGGGCCCGCCGCAACACAGCUGCCGCAAGUGCAAUUUUGUUGGACACUUCAAGUUUCUACUAGCGCAGCAUAUGCGUAAUGUACAUCACUGCGCCUUGGAGGGGCAAGAAGUCAAUCAAAAAUGUGCCGAACGGGGUGGCAGCGAUAUCGCACGCGGUUACCAGGUCGUCGGCGUCGGCGCGGCAGCGGAGAGCCCCAAAUAUCAUUGCCAUUUAUGUGCAGAAUGUUUUGUCAAUUAUGAUGGCUUGCAACAGCACCGAAAAUCGCACAAAGUGUUUUGCAAAUGCACCAUGUGUACGUUCAAGAGUUCGACGCGCGAGAAUGUUUUGGAGCAUAUGGCCAAAGAGCACAAGGUACUGGUGGAGCGGCGUUUAAGCGUGAAAUAUAUACCGCUCCAACGAAUCAAUGCUCUACAUAUACAAGAGCUUACGCCCACAAAAACAGUAAGCGUCGCUACGGAAUCGAACUUGAUACCAAAGCACAAUAAGUACCGCAAACAUUUGUGCCAAUUUUGUGGCAAGUGCUUCGACCGACGCUUCCAUUUGCUCAAGCACGAGUAUGGCGUGCAUCGCAUCGAAAUCGAACAGACGAAUAGCGACGUUGAUGUCUUGAUCCGCACGAAAUUGCCCAGCUACGGUGUUGGUGGCAACUCUAGCAAGCACACGAAGCUCAAGUAUUUGCGACAACGCAACGCAGUGCAGGCGGCACGUCAACAACGUUACAUAGAAGAUCUCGCGCUGCUGGACGAACAGCAGCCAGGACAGGACAUUAGCAAUAAAUUUCAAUGUGAAAUAUGUAUGGCAGUAUUUAUGUUUAAUUUCGAAUUGAAAUAUCACAUGCGCACACAUAAGACCAGCACACACACACAGACAAGGGUGGGCAGGGACUUAGCUGAUAAGCACACUGUCACGCCUCCGCCAACAUUAUCAACAGCUGCUGUUGCUGCAGCCGCCGCCGUUAUUGUACAACCCGAGCCAAAACUAACUAGCGCAACUGUUAAGGAAUGUGCGGAGAUAACGGAGCAAAAUCGGCAAACUGCUGACCAUGGCACGGAGUGCGAUGCGGAAAGUGAUGACGAUGUUGAUGGUGAUGCUGAAGGUGAAGGUGAUGGUGAUGGUGAAGGUGAUGGUGAUGGCGAUGCCGAUGACGAAACUUUAAAGUUCACGCCUGACAUCUCGCAUAAUAUCGACGCCACGUUGACCGGCUUGUCCGAUGGCGUAGAUUUGGAUUUGAUGGCUUUGGUGGCGCCUCAAACGUCGCCGCUGGAUUCGCUGGACGCUAGCCCGGCCAGCAGUAAUAAUAGUUUCGAUAUCAACUAUGAUGAUCAAUUGUAUUUGAAUGAUUUCGAUUUGGGUCUGCUGGAUUGCAGUGGCGUGUUCGCGGGAUUUUAAUCUCUAAAAUUAAUUUUAAAUUGUAGUGUAUUUGUUUUUGUUUUAAAAACUUUUUUUUCGCUUGGUUUG
Bactrocera latifrons is the source of this 3578-nucleotide messenger RNA. RefSeq lists its product as uncharacterized. The transcript is spliced from 10 exons. The coding region runs from base 681 to 3509 and encodes 942 amino acids. Gene Ontology annotation, cellular component: nucleus. The record is from RefSeq and is a predicted model, not a curated record. NCBI's taxonomy places the organism in Eukaryota, Metazoa, Arthropoda, Insecta, Diptera, Tephritidae. Gene Ontology annotation, molecular function: zinc ion binding.